Messenger RNA from Budorcas taxicolor (takin), 1246 nucleotides. RefSeq names its product UDP-glucose ceramide glucosyltransferase (gene UGCG). The coding region runs from base 62 to 1246 and encodes 394 amino acids. NCBI's taxonomy places the organism in Eukaryota, Metazoa, Chordata, Mammalia, Artiodactyla, Bovidae. Gene Ontology annotation, cellular component: membrane. Gene Ontology annotation, biological process: glucosylceramide biosynthetic process. The transcript has 9 exons. Gene Ontology annotation, molecular function: ceramide glucosyltransferase activity. The record is from RefSeq and is a predicted model, not a curated record.
CCAGUCCUCCUCCUGCGGGAGCGCUGUCCGCUGCGGCGGCCGGAUCGGGCCGGGCCGGGGGAUGGCGCUGCUGGACCUGGCCCUGGAGGGAAUGGCCGUCUUCGGGUUCGUCCUCUUCUUGGUGCUGUGGCUGAUGCAUUUCAUGGCCAUCAUCUACACCCGAUUACACCUCAACAAGAAGGCAACAGACAAACAGCCAUAUAGCAAGCUGCCAGGGGUGUCUCUUCUGAAACCGCUGAAAGGAGUAGACCCUAACCUAAUCAACAACUUGGAAACAUUCUUUGAAUUGGAUUAUCCCAAGUAUGAAGUACUCCUCUGUGUCCAAGACCAUGAUGAUCCAGCCAUUGAUGUGUGUAAGAAGCUUCUUGGGAAAUAUCCAAAUGUUGAUGCUAGAUUGUUUAUAGGUGGCAAAAAGGUUGGCAUUAAUCCUAAGAUUAAUAAUUUAAUGCCAGGAUAUGAAGUUGCGAAGUACGAUCUUAUAUGGAUUUGUGAUAGUGGAAUAAGAGUGAUUCCAGACACACUCACGGACAUGGUUAACCAAAUGACAGAAAAAGUAGGGCUGGUUCACGGGCUGCCAUAUGUAGCAGACAGACAGGGCUUUGCUGCUACUUUAGAACAGGUGUAUUUUGGAACCUCUCAUCCAAGGUCCUAUAUCUCUGCCAAUGUCACUGGUUUCAAAUGUGUGACAGGAAUGUCUUGUUUAAUGAGAAAGGAUGUAUUAGAUCAAGCAGGAGGGCUUAUAGCUUUUGCUCAGUAUAUUGCUGAAGAUUACUUUAUGGCCAAAGCAAUAGCUGACCGAGGUUGGAGGUUUGCAAUGUCCACUCAAGUUGCAAUGCAAAACUCUGGCUCAUACUCAAUUUCUCAAUUUCAGUCCAGAAUGAUCAGGUGGACCAAACUGCGAAUUAACAUGCUUCCUGCUACAAUAAUUUGCGAGCCAAUUUCAGAAUGCUUUGUUGCCAGUUUAAUUAUUGGAUGGGCAGCCCACCAUGUAUUCAGAUGGGAUAUUAUGGUAUUUUUCAUGUGUCAUUGCCUGGCAUGGUUUAUAUUUGACUACAUUCAACUCAGGGGUGUCCAGGGUGGCACGCUGUGUUUUUCAAAGCUUGACUAUGCAGUAGCCUGGUUCAUCCGUGAAUCCAUGACAAUAUACAUUUUUUUGUCUGCAUUAUGGGACCCAACGAUAAGCUGGAGAACUGGUCGCUACAGACUGCGCUGUGGAGGCACAGCUGAAGAAAUCCUAGAUGUAUAA